Molecule: messenger RNA, 842 nt
Organism: Vicia villosa (hairy vetch)
Lineage: Eukaryota; Viridiplantae; Streptophyta; Magnoliopsida; Fabales; Fabaceae
Product: N-terminal acetyltransferase B complex catalytic subunit NAA20
Exons: 7
Coding region: 131-655 (174 amino acids)
Biological process (GO): N-terminal peptidyl-methionine acetylation
Cellular component (GO): NatB complex
Molecular function (GO): protein-N-terminal amino-acid acetyltransferase activity
Source: RefSeq, a predicted model, not a curated record
AUAUAAACUAGCUUCUUUGUCAAAGAGUGAGAAUAUUCUAGAACUCAAUUUUCAUCUCAAAAAUACAAAUACGGUUCAUCUUUGGCGGAGCUUCGUCGCCUUCUUCCGGUGUUCUCUUUCCCCUCCCUCGAUGACGACAAUUCGUAGGUUUUGCUGCAACGACCUUCUUCGUUUUACAAAUGUGAAUCUUGACCAUCUCACUGAAACGUUUAAUAUGUCCUUCUACAUGACCUAUCUUGCGCGAUGGCCCGAUUAUUUCCAUGUUGCUCAAGCUCCUGGCAACCGAAUUAUGGGUUACAUUAUGGGUAAGGUCGAGGGGCAGGGAGACUCUUGGCAUGGUCAUGUAACUGCAGUAACCGUUGCUCCAGAGUAUCGCAGGCAACAGUUAGCCAAGAAACUAAUGAAUCUUCUGGAAGACAUCAGUGACAAUAUUGACAAAGCCUACUUUGUUGAUCUAUUUGUGAGAGCUUCAAAUGCACCAGCCAUCAAGAUGUAUGAAAAGCUUGGCUAUGUGAUAUAUCGACGAGUGCUACGUUAUUAUUCGGGGGAAGAAGAUGGAUUGGAUAUGAGAAAAGCAUUAUCUCAUGAUGUUGAAAAGAAGUCCAUCAUCCCUCUUAAACGGCCGGUAACUCCUGAUGAAUUAGAAUAUGACUAAAUUUAUUUUUAUGCAACUAUGUUGCAUGAGCUUAUUUUGUUUCUUAAAGCAAAUAUAUCGAUUGCGUAUUGGAAGUUAUAUUUUUGUUCAAUUAUGUUGCAUGAGCUCUGUAACUUCUGACGAAUUAGAGUGUGACUAAAUUAUGAAUGUGCGACUAAAUUUCUUUUUAUGGAACUAUGUUGCAUGA